This is a messenger RNA of Aureococcus anophagefferens, 990 nucleotides long. RefSeq lists its product as hypothetical. Gene Ontology annotation, cellular component: cytoplasm. The transcript has a single exon. Gene Ontology annotation, biological process: proteolysis. Lineage: Eukaryota; Pelagophyceae; Pelagomonadales; Pelagomonadaceae. Gene Ontology annotation, molecular function: metalloaminopeptidase activity; manganese ion binding. The record is from RefSeq and is a predicted model, not a curated record. The annotation marks the transcript as partial.
GCGGCGAUCGCGGCGGGGUGCAAGCUCGCGCGCGAUCUGGUGAACGCGCCGCCGAACGUGCUCACGCCGCGCGCGCUCGCCAUCGCCGCCGUGGACCUGGCCAAGUCCCACGCGCACCUGGACUGCACGUGCAUGGGCCGCGUCGAGUGCGAGCGCCGGGGCAUGGGCGCGUUCCUGGGCGUGUCGCAGGGGUCGAGCGACGAGCACGAGGCCCAGUUCAUCCACCUGACCUACAGGAAGGGCGUGCCGAAGACGAAGCUCUGCAUCGUCGGCAAGGGCCUGACCUACGAUUCCGGCGGCUACAACCUGAAGCCGUCCGCGGGCGGGUCCAUCGAGCUGAUGAAGUUCGACAUGGGCGGGAGCGCCGCGACGCUCGGCUGCGCGGCGGCCGUCGCCGGCCUGGGCGUCGACGACGUCGAGGUCCACUUCAUCGUCGCCGCCUGCGAGAACAUGAUCUCGCAGGACGCGAUGCGGCCGGGCGACGUGCUCACCGCGUCGAACGGCAAGACCAUCGAGGUCAUCAACACGGACGCGGAGGGCCGGCUGACGCUCGCCGACGCCCUGGUCUACGCCGAGGCGUUGAAGCCCGACGCCAUCGUCGACCUCGCGACGCUCACGGGCGCGUGCGUCGUCGCGUUGGGCGACGACGUCGCGGGCUUGUUCUCGAAGGACGACGCGCUGGCAUCGGAGCUCGAGGCCGCGGCGUCGAGCGCCAUGGAGCAGGUCUGGCGCAUGCCCAUGCCGCCGGCCUACGAGAAGGACAUCGAGUCGACCAUCGCGGACCUCAAGAACGUCGGCUCCCGCGCGGGCGGCGCGAUCACCGCGGCCCUGUUCCUCGGCCACUUCGUCGAGGACACGCCCCACGCCCACGUCGACAUCGCCGGGCCUGUCUGGAACGGCAAGGCCGGCGAGGCGACGGGCUUCGGCGUCAAGACCAUGGCCCAGUGGGUCGAGGCGCGCGCCGCCGUGCCCGCGGACGCCGUCUUCUGA